Molecule: messenger RNA, 2227 nt
Organism: Tupaia belangeri chinensis (Chinese tree shrew)
Lineage: Eukaryota; Metazoa; Chordata; Mammalia; Scandentia; Tupaiidae
Gene: SUOX
Product: sulfite oxidase
Exons: 4
Coding region: 90-1724 (544 amino acids)
Biological process (GO): sulfur compound metabolic process
Cellular component (GO): mitochondrion
Molecular function (GO): molybdopterin cofactor binding; heme binding; sulfite oxidase activity
Source: RefSeq, a predicted model, not a curated record
CGUCGGUCCCGCCCGUCGCGAGAGCAUUCCCCGGCACCGGGCGUGUAAAACUGCGGCGGUGCGGACGCCAAAGUAACGGGUCUGCCACAAUGCUGCUGCUGCACAGAACUGUGGUCCUAGGGCUCCGACAGGCCUGCAGACUCAAGUCAACCCCCUCAAAGCUCUGCAUUCAGGCUUGCUCUACAAAUGACUCAUUUCAGCCCCAGCCCCUCAGCCUCACCUCUGGUGACAACUGUGGUACCAGGAGAUGGAAAGUCAUGGGGACCCUGCUAGGCCUUGGAGCAGUGUUGGCCUAUCAUGACCAUCAGUGCAGGGCUUCUCAGGAGUCACCACGCACAUACACAAAGGAGGAAGUGAGUUCCCACAAUACUCCUGAGACUAGAAUCUGGGUGACCCUGGGCUCAGAAGUCUUUGAUGUCACUGAAUUUGUGGACCUACAUCCAGGGGGGCCAUCAAAGCUGAUGUUAGCAGCGGGGGGACCCCUGGAACCUUUCUGGGCUCUCUAUGCUGUUCACAACCAGUCCCAUGUGCGUGAAUUACUGGCUCAGUACAAAAUUGGGGAACUAGACCCUGAAGACAAGGCAGCUCCCACCUUGGAGACCUCUGAUCCUUAUGCUGAUGAUCCUAUGCGUCACCCGGCCCUGAAAGUAAACAGCCAACGCCCCUUUAAUGCAGAGCCCCCUGCUGAGCUGCUGACAGAAAACUACAUCACACCCAACCCUAUCUUCUUCACCCGGAACCAUCUGCCUGUACCUAACCUGGAUCCAGACACCUAUCGCCUACACGUGGUGGGGGCAUCUGUGAGUCAGUCACUCUGCCUAUCCCUGGAUGAUUUGUACAAGUUUCCCAAGCAUGAGAUCACAGUCACUCUGCAGUGUGCUGGCAACCGGCGGUCUGAAAUGACUCGGGUCAAAGAAGUGAAAGGUCUGGAAUGGAGAAUAGGGGCCAUCAGCACUGCAAGGUGGGCUGGUGCACGGCUCUGUGAUGUAUUAGCCCAGGCUGGCCACCAGCUCUCUGAAACUGAUGCCCAUGUCUGCUUUGAAGGACUGGACUCAGACCCUACUGGGACUGCCUAUGGAGCAUCCAUCCCUCUGGCUCGGGCCAUGGACCCUGAAGCUGAGGUCCUGCUGGCAUAUGAGAUGAAUGGACAGCCUCUGCCACGUGACCAUGGCUUCCCUGUAAGAGUGGUGGUCCCUGGUGUGGUGGGGGGCCGCCAUGUCAAAUGGCUGGGCAGAGUGAGUGUGGAGCCAGAGGAAAGUUACAGUCACUGGCAGCGGCGGGAUUACAAGGGCUUCUCUCCAUCUGUGGACUGGGACACUGUAGAUUUUGACUCAGCUCCAUCAAUUCAGGAACUUCCUGUCCAGUCGGCCAUCACAGAACCCCAGGAUGGGGAGACUGUAGAGUCAGGAGAGGUGACCGUCAAGGGCUAUGCCUGGAGUGGUGGUGGCAGGGCUGUGAUCCGGGUGGAUGUGUCUCUGGACGGGGGCCUAACCUGGCAGGCAGCUGAGCUACAUGGAGAUGAACAACGCCCCAGGAAGGCCUGGGCCUGGCGUCUAUGGCAGCUGCAAGCCCCUGUGCCAGCUGGGCAGAAGGAAUUGAACAUUGUUUGUAAGGCUGUGGAUGACAGCUACAAUGUACAGCCUGACACUGUAGCCCCAAUCUGGAAUCUACGAGGUGUGCUCAGUAAUGCCUGGCACCGUGUUCAUGUCUACGUUGCCCCAUGAGAGUAUGGAACGGAGCCAUCUACAUCCCAGAACCACCUUAGCACUUUUUUCCACCCAUCCUUUGGCCUAUCUCAGAAAAAUCUUUCCCUUCUCUCCACUUGUACUGUAGUAUGUUUUCCUAAAUCAUACCCAGGUACACACGUGAUACAUUUCCACCUAGGCACUAACCUUUUGAUACUAUGUUACAUCCCCCUUGGCCUCUGACCCUGUACCAAGAGGUGAGAGCUGUUAGAGCAAGGGGCUAAAUGUGAAAAAAGUAAUUUGAGUACUAUUUCUCUUCCUAACUCACCUCCACUAAUGAUGCCUAUCACCAUUGAAGCCUUAUUUUGCUUUUCUUCUGGGAUUCUUCAAAGAACAUUUAUGGUAUGUGUCAGAAAAGUGUAUGUGCUACUUCCUGCUGCCUCUCUGGGUUCCCCAGGGAUUGUGGGGAGGCAAGGGGUACAGUCUCCUUCCUUUAUAGCUUUACUUUCCUAAUACUUUAAUAAAGCAUCUAUUUAAGACUA